This is a messenger RNA of Prorocentrum cordatum, 465 nucleotides long. The record is from the annotation of a GenBank genome assembly. Lineage: Eukaryota; Dinophyceae; Prorocentrales; Prorocentraceae.
GUUCUCAUGGGCCGCGUCGGAGCUGAAUGCCCCGGCGCGUUAGUGAGAGCAUAUGCUGAUGAUGCCGCCUUGGUGUUCUUGGACUACUGGCUGGAGGCGCCGAGAUUACAGUGCAUAUUUGAAGACUUCGGAUCGAUCUCUGGCCUAUACCUUAAUUUGCAAAGGUGCAUCGCGAUCCCUCUGGGUGCUGGAACGGCGGAGGACUUCCAGGCGAGACGGGCGCCGCGACUUCCAGGUUGGUCGAACGUGCCCAUUGCCGAUUGCGGAAAGCAUUUGGGUUUCUGUGUCGGACCCGGCAAGGGGGAACAUUACUGGGAGGCGCCUGGCAAGAAGUGCGACCAACGGUGGCGGGACUGGGGGGGCCAGGGCAUUGGACUGCAGUACCGCGCGGUGGCGUACAAUUUUGUCGCAGUGUCGCAGUAUCUACGUUGGGAUACGUUGGGCAGCUGGAAGAAGUCCCAGCUG